Molecule: messenger RNA, 3765 nt
Organism: Chara braunii
Lineage: Eukaryota; Viridiplantae; Streptophyta; Charophyceae; Charales; Characeae
Source: the annotation of a GenBank genome assembly
CUGGCUGGCUUGUAGGGGGACUUAGGAAGGUGCUAGCAAGAGGCAAGAUGCUCCAAAAGAUGUUGACAAACUUGAGAAAGUCGGAACUGUCAGCGAUACACAUGGAGAUGGCGGAAAUAAUUGCUAACGCCUCUCGGGUGCCGGUAAAUGAGCAUGAUUUGAUGCGAGCUCUGGACGAGCUCAGACAGCGAGCGACAUAUGUGACAUUACCGGCACUUAGGGAGACGGUGAAUCGGAAUAAAAUCUCGUGGCUGAUAAGAGGAGACAGAAUGAAUGCAGCUUUCUUUCGGCAACGUACACGAAAAACAUCUCCCUCUCUGAUGUUUUCCAUGCGUCACCCAUGGGAUGCCGAACAGCCGGUGGCAAAGGACACGGCCGCUAUACUGCAGAAUGUGGCCUUAUUUUAUGAACAUCUCCUGGCGUCCCAGGCACAGCAUACGGAACAAGAACUGCUGCAUGACUUCGCGGAUACAGUGUGGGCAGCGCUUGGUCCAAAACUGUCACCCCCUGCAGCACAGAAACUGGAUCGCAAAAUAGAAAUGGAGGAAGUUCAUCUAGCACUGACGGCUUUGCCACCACACAAAGUGCCAGGCCAGGACGGUCUCCCUCUUCUAUUUUUUACGAAACAUCAGAUGCGCUUGCUGCCGGAACUCACCGUGGUAUUGCAGUCUGUGUUCGAAGGGGGGGUGCCUCCGGUGGAAAUGGUCACAGGUAUAGUGACAUUUAUCUACAAGAAAGGAGACAGAGCUGAUGUGAGAAAUUGGAGACCGAUUACAUUGAUGCCAGUGCUAUACAAAGUUCUAUCCAAAAUCUUGGCUCAGCGAUUGCAACCGGUGUUGCCCUCGCUGAUUCAUGCAUCUCAGACCGGUUUCCUGAAAGACAGGCAAAUAUUGUUUAAUAUAAUGACGGUCGAACAGAUCAUGGAACUGGUUUCCGCAGGUGAGUCUUCCACAGCAAUACUUCUGAUUGACUUAGAAAAGGCGUACGAUAGAGUGGGAUGGGAAUUCCUUCAAGCAGCCAUGACGGUUUUCGGUUUUGGGGAGCGAUUUAGACACGCGGUGUGUGCACUGCACACAGGGGCCGUCUCAAGACUAACAAUCAACGGAAAGCUCUCCCCCCCCAUUCACUUGGGGCGCUCUGUGCGGCAGGGUUGCCCAAUGGCGCCCUAUCUGUACCUCAUUUAUGUCGCAGUGAUGCAUGCGAUGAUCAGAGCCAACCCGCAAGUACCAGGAUUUCCAUUGCCAUCAGGAGAUUUCAUCAAAACUGAGUCAUUUGCUGAUGAUUCGGUGGCGUUUUUGCCGGUUCAAGAUGAAGCAUUUCAAGAGCUCAAAAACACCAUCUCCCUCUUCUGCCACGUCUCGCAAGCGAGAGUGAACUGGGAGAAGUCAUCUUUGUUCAUUCCACCACAGGCCGUGCCACCCCAGAACUGGGGCUUGAGAGUUGUCACGCCGGCGCAGCACGACCGACUAUUGGGCCACCGAAUUUCUUUUGUGCCGGAUUUGAUGACAGACGCAUCGACUGCAGUAGAAACGGUGAAGAAAGCACUCGCCCCUUGGGUGAGACAGAAAGGAGUUAGCCUGUUUGGUAGGUCGUUGGUGUUGAACAACGCAGUGUUCUCGACAAUAUGGUAUCAAAGAGCGCUGCGUCAAUUGGAUGCCCCUGCUCAGCGCGCCAUCAAAACUCUAGCUGGCCAUUACUUGUGGAAAGAAGACAUUUCAUCGACCACAUUCUUGCCAAAAGUCGCUUGGGAAGUUGUGACACAACCGAAAAGAUCAGGUGGAUUGGCAAUCUUGGACCCAGCUUGUCAAGUCACGGCGUUGUUAUCUAGAUGGGUCCCUUGGGCGAUUUUGCAAGGACCGUUUGUGCCAUGGAGACAAUUUGCUGAGUUCACACUGUGCACAGCAUGGGACUGGACUGACCUGCGGUGUCUCUGGAUAGCCAUUCAAAACCCGGCUUACUUGGGGAAGCACUUGCCACAAGGAAUCUGGCAAGACACAUUCGUUGUCCUUCGCUUGCCAGGCUUACGAGGGAAUACAGCCAUGGCCACGGUAAGCGGAGGACGACUGCUGCUCCUUUUGUUCGCCUUCACUGCCGUGUGUGCCAUAGCCAGCGGCGGCUCCGUGCAUCACCUUAGAGGGGAUGAGGACGGCGGAGGACGGCGGUCAUUGCAAGGAGGCACGGAAAUCAACGUUUGCAAGAGCCCGACUUGUCGCUAUAGCAGUGUGCAAGCCGCACUCGAUUCGUUGCCCAAGAAACGUUCGGAGCGAUGGACGAUCAGGAUCGGCGAUGGCACUUAUAGGGAGAAAGUCAUUUUUAAGAAGCAAUACUCGAAUCUGAAUGUCAUUGGAAACACCAUGGACCCCUCGAAGGUUGUGAUCAUUAAGAACGACCGUGCGGGGACAGUCGGCCCCAGUGGGGAGAAGCUGAGGACCAUCGGAUCUGCCACAGUUGGGAUCAGCGCGUCGAAUAUCCUAUUUCAGGGCAUAAGUUUUGUCAAUGAUGCCCCCCGUCCCACUCCCGGGACUACCGAUGGCCAAGCGGUCGCCCUGCGUGCCGGAGGCUUUAAUCUGCAGUUUUACAACUGUCGUUUCCAGGGGUUCCAGGACACUUUGUAUGCUCACAAGGGGCUUCAUUUCUUCAAGAACUGCUACAUUGAGGGGACCGUCGAUUUCAUCUUCGGUUAUGGGUUGACGCAGUUCGAGGACUGCUAUAUCAACAACCUGCCCAAUGCUUUCACCGUAACAGCGCAGAGCAGGAAAGCGAGGUCGGAGAACAACGGGUUCCUAUUUCUCCGCGGAACGGUCGCCGGGUCUGGCGGUGCUCUCCUCGGCAGAGCAUGGGGAGCCUUUUCCACGGUUUGGUUCGUCCAGACCAAUCUCCAGGCCUCCAUCGACCCCAAGGGAUGGGAUGACUUCCGCGACCCCGCUAGACAAGCAACAGUGGACUAUGCGGAGUAUGGGUGCACAGGAGCAGGCGCUGACAGGAGCAGAAGAGUCACGUACUCUCGUGCGCUCUCGGCCGCCGAUGUCCAGCCGUAUCUGGACGGCAGCCGUAAAUGGAUCAACGGAGGAUCCUGGGUCCAGGUUCCCAACCCAUUGCCUGGAGUGCCCACAAGCUAGCUGGCGCAGAAAUGGUUCAAUGUACAAGGUGUUUAAAUAUAUACAGUAAAAAAAAAAGCGAUGAAAAAGUAGAUCGGGGUGUUUUGUAGUAUUUUAUACAUUGAGAGAGAAAAAAAAUGUUACGUUUUUUGUUUUUUUUUAGAAAAAAAGGCAACUUUGGAAGUGGUGAUUGGGGCAGCAGCAGCAGAUGCAGUGAAACCAUCGCUGGCUGAGAUAAAUUUCCAACCUUUUUUGCUAGUUAGUUAAUGGUUAGCUAGUGAUCCGGAAAGUUUUUUUUUUAAAUCGGGUGGGGCCGGCUUGUGGGGAAUCUGAGGGGAUGGGAUUUGCGGUGGAUGGAAGAGAAAUAACCACAUUAGCUUGUCCAACGAUGUGUCAGGUGGAUUUCUGAAAAGUGGCAAUUGUUGUCAUUAGGAGUCAUUGUGUUGUGUUGAAGUUGUGGUUAACUCUCAAGGCUCUCAAAGUAUAAAUAAAUGAUCAAUGCAUUUUUUGGGAAAGGCGGCUUUUUUCCCCCUUUCUUUUUUUCUUUUUCUUUUUUUUUUUACAAAGAAGAGCAGUUUGGCUGUGGUAAUGAUGUGUGUGUGAUUUGAUGGGAGCUGGCUUCCCCCUCACAAGAAAAAAAAAAAGGAAAUAAAUACAAAUAAUGACU